Molecule: messenger RNA, 1767 nt
Organism: Acanthopagrus latus (yellowfin seabream)
Lineage: Eukaryota; Metazoa; Chordata; Actinopteri; Spariformes; Sparidae
Gene: tm4sf1
Product: transmembrane 4 L six family member 18
Exons: 4
Coding region: 187-777 (196 amino acids)
Cellular component (GO): membrane
Source: RefSeq, a predicted model, not a curated record
CUUACACCCUAACACGCACACACACACGCAUACAUACACAGAGCAGGCUCUCAUCACUUGUUUUUGUUUCCUGUCGCCCCAGCUGCUCUGACCCUUCCCUCCCCUCUUUCUUGGCUCUCCCUAGUCCAUUUCAGUUCCUUCUUCUACUUUCUUCCCUGCGGUCGUGAGCGUGUUUCUGGGUGAGCGAUGUGCUGUUCGGUGGGUUUCGCCCGGUCUCUGGGUCUGGCCCUGCUGCCUCUGUCCCUCUGCUGUAUCCUGGCCAACCUGCUGCUGCUGUUUCCAAUGGGGGAAAUCACCUACAUCCAGCAGGACCGCCUGGCCCACUUCAUCUGGUACUUUGGUGGACUUGGAGGAGGAGGACUGCUGAUGCUGAUUCCAGCUGUGGUCUUCAUCACUCUGGGGAAAUGCAACUGCUGCUGGAAUGAAAGCUUAAUGAUGUGCGGCUCAGUGCUGGCAGCUGUGGUCGGCCUGGUGGGGUCUGGUUACUGUUUCGUCAUAUCAGGGUUCGCCUUGGUGCAGGGUCCCCAGUGCUUCACCUCCUUUGGAUGGUCGUACCCGUUUGCAGACCAGCGGGGCAGGUAUCUCCUACAACCUGAGACUUGGUCCCGGUGUCUUCAGCCGAUGCAUAUCGUGGAGUGGAACGUGACCCUGCUGUGUGUGUUAUUGGGCCUGGCUGUGCUCGAGUUCAUCAUCUGUCUCUUACAGCUGGGAAACGGUUUAGUCAAUGCCGUGUGCCGGCCCUGCUGCUACAAGCAAGAGUACAGUCUCAAUGCUUAGAUAAACACACACAAACACACGCACACAAAUGUAUAUGUAGACUCACAUGCAGAGACACAAGAGAGAAAACACAAAAAGGACAUUAAUGGACACAUGCAACUCUGUCUGCAUACACGGCCUCACUGACCAGCACCUGUGUGUUCUUAUCAGACACACUUACACAUGCAGUCUAAUGGACACCUGAUAGCCACGUCAGUGUAAUCAAUGUAUUGUCAAGCUUUUAGACUGUUAAAGCAGCAAAUAUAUCUCUGCAGUCAUUGAUGAAGAGUCUCAACAUUCAAAUGCAACAGGUCAUUAUAACGUAAUAAUGUGCAUGUAUGUAUGCUGCAUAGAAAAAAAAGAUGCAGUUUCCUUCGUACCUCAUGAAAGAUGGCUGUUCAGACCACUAUGUACAAACAAGCAGAACUUCCUUCUUGUUAAUACUAAUAUGAUAAAGGUAUACAGGAUAAAAGGUUUCACUGAUGUGAUGUGAUCAAGACAAAGAACUGUUCACUUCAUGAAAUCUGUAUCCUUAAGGGUCAAGGUUGCUCAUUUUCUCUAUCAUCAUUUUAUACGACAAACUUUGUAAACCUCUGCUCCUCUACAGUUUUUCUUGUGCAAACAGAUGUUACAGCUGUUUUAAUCAAUGCCAUUACACUAGAAUACUCACUGUAAGAUGGCGGCCACAUAUUGUUUGCUAAUGUUGGAAAUGACAGAAUCUCGUUAGCGUCUUAGCUGACAUGAUUAGGCUGCAGGAAGUGUCCUUUCUCAAAAGUUUUAUUCUUGUGCUUCCAGCGUUUAUUCACUGUGUUGGAUUACGAGCAGAUUUUUGUGUUUGUACAUUUUGUUUUCAUUUUCAGAGUAUUUUGUUUGUUUGUAAAUUGUUCCUUUUGCGUCUUCCGGAUGCCAGAUCAGCGUUAACAACAUUUUAUAUAUAUAUUUUAGUGACCUAUUUUUAUAAUGUAUGUUUGUUUGUGCUGCCUUGAAUUAAAAAAAAACAAACUAUUUCCA